Molecule: messenger RNA, 4218 nt
Organism: Colius striatus (speckled mousebird)
Lineage: Eukaryota; Metazoa; Chordata; Aves; Coliiformes; Coliidae
Gene: SLTM
Product: SAFB like transcription modulator
Exons: 21
Coding region: 364-3480 (1038 amino acids)
Biological process (GO): regulation of transcription by RNA polymerase II; regulation of mRNA processing
Cellular component (GO): nucleus
Molecular function (GO): RNA binding; sequence-specific DNA binding
Source: RefSeq, a predicted model, not a curated record
CCAGACCAGGCCAGGCCAGGCCCGGCCAGGCCCGGCCCCACCGCCCGCACCGCCCCGGGGCACCUCAUGGCUCUCGGCGCCGCUCCCUGCAGAAGACAGAGCCCAGCCCCGAGCCGUGCCGAGCCCUGGCCCGUCCUUUCUGGGCGGGCUUCGCGGGGCCAAAACACAGCCCCACACACCCCUCCCUCCCGGCCCGCCCGCCGCCAACCUCUCGCGGCGCAAGGAGGUCCCGGGGCCAGGUGAGCCGCAGCGCGCUUGCGCCGCGCCUCCAGGUCGGCCGCGGCCUCCAUCCGGGUAUUCGGCGGCCCGGCCAGGCGGGGGGGUUUCAUUGUGCGUGCAGCUGCCGCGCUCAGUCGCUCUAAAAUGGCCGCCGCCGCCUCAUCUCCCGCCGCCGCGGGGGCUCCUGCGGUACCCACUACCCCGGCGGCGGUGGCGCUGCCUCCUACGGAGAGCAAGAAGAUCACCGACCUGCGGGUCAUCGAUCUCAAGUCUGAACUGAAGCGGCGCAACCUGGACAUCACCGGGGUGAAGACGGUGCUCAUCUCCCGCCUCAAGCAGGCUAUUGAAGAGGAAGGAGGUGAUCCAGAUAAUAUUGAAAUAACUGUUUCGGCUGACACACCCACCAAGAAACCAGCUAAAGGCAAAGGUAAAAAGCAGGAAGCUGAUGAAUUAACUGGUGAUGUUUCAGUUGAAGAGGAUUCUUUUGUUAAGGAAAGUGAAUUGGAGACUCAAGAUGCAAGUGAUCAAGAUGGAAAUGAUGAAUUAAAGGACUUCAAAGAAUCUGUUGAAGAUGAGAACUUGAAUUCUAAAGAGCUACCACCUGCAGAAAAGAAAAGAUUCCGUGACCUGGAGCCAGCAGAGACAACAGAAGAUGCAGAAAAGGAUUUUGAAACUCAGGAAAAUGAAGGUCAAGACAUAGAAGAUUACCCUUUUCCAACUGUCCAUGAUGGUGAAGAUGAAGAAAAUGAGAAAGAUAAAGCAGGUUCUGGUGAUGGUACACAAGAAGUAUCUAAACCUCUUCCUUCAGAAGAAAGCCUAGCUGAGGCUGAUCACACGGCACACGAAGAGAUGGAAGCUAACACCUCUGUGAAAGAAGCUGAGGAUGAUAACAUAUCGGUUACAAUCCAGGCUGAAGAUGCCAUCACUCUGGAUUUUGAUGGUGAUGACCUCCUAGAAACAGGUAAAAAUGUGAAAAUUACAGAUUCUGAAGCAAGUAAGCCAAAGGAUGGGCAGGAUACCAUUUCACAGAGCCUGGAGAAGGAAAGCAAGGACUAUGAGAUGACUGAGAACCAUAAAGAUGGUAAGAAGGAAGACUGCGUGAAGGGUGAUCCCGUCAAGAAGGAAGCCAGAGAAAGUUCAAAGAAAGCAGAAUCUGGAGACAAAGAAAAGGAUACUUUGAAGAAAGGUCCCUCGUCUACUGGGGCCUCUGGUCAAGCAAAGAGCUCUACUAAGGAAUCUAAAGAAAGCAAGACAACAUCAAAGGAUGAUAAAGGAAGCGCAAGCAGUGUUAGUGGUAGCAGUGGAAGUUCAACUAGAAACCUGUGGGUUAGCGGACUGUCUUCCAACACAAAAGCUGCUGACUUGAAAAAUCUCUUUGGCAAAUACGGAAAGGUGCUUGGUGCAAAGGUGGUCACAAAUGCACGAAGCCCAGGGGCAAAAUGCUACGGCAUAGUAACAAUGUCUUCUAGUACAGAAGUGGCGAGAUGUAUUGCGCACCUGCAUCGAACAGAGCUGCAUGGACAACAAAUUUCUGUUGAGAAAGUGAAAGGUGAUCCCUCCAAAAAGGAGUUGAAGAAGGAAAGUGAUGAGAAGUCUGGUUCAAGUAGAAGCACAGGAGAUAAGAAGAGUACGUCAAGUGAUAAAACCAGCAAAACUCCAUCAACCAAAAAAGAAGAAAAGAAAUCUGAGAAAUCUGAAAAAAAAGAAAGUAAAGAAGCCAAGAAAACAGAAGGUAAAGAUGAGAAGAGUGAUAAUGGAGCAAGUGGCCCUAAUCAAGAAUCCACUAAAAAAACUGAAGAAAAGAAAAGAAUAAGUGGUAAAAGCCCAGGUCAAGUUGUAGUUUUAGACCAAACAAAAGGAGACCAAGGCCACACUAGGACAGUUAGAAGGGGAAGGUUUGAUAAACCACAGAUAUUGAGGAACAAAGAGCGUAUUAUUCAAGAUAAAGUGAAAUUCAGGGAAUACAGGGGUAGAAAGGAUAUCUUGCCUUUUGAAAAGAUGAAGGAACAGAGAUUGCGAGAACACAUGGUUCGAUUGGAAAGAAUACGACGAGCUGUUGAACUCCGAAGGCGAAGAGAAAUCGCUGAGAGGGAGCGUCGUGAGCGAGAGCGCAUCCGCAUCAUGCACGAGCGAGAAGAGUGCUUACAGAGAGAGAGGGAGCGGCUGGAAAUUGAAAGGCAGAAACUGGAGAGGGAAAGGAUGGAACGAGAGCGCUUGGAAAGAGAGCGUGUCCGUAUUGAACAGGAACGUCGAAAAGAAGCGGAACGUAUUGCUCGUGAAAGGGAGGAACUGCGGCGGCAACAGCAGCAGCUUCGGUAUGAACAGGAAAAGAGGAAUUCUUUGAAACGUCCACGUGAUGUAGAUCACAGGAGAGAUGAUCCGUACUGGAAUGAGAAUAAGAAGAUGGCUCUUGAUACAGAUGCACGUUUUAGUCAUGGUUCAGAUUACGGUCGCCAGCAGAACAGGUUUAAUGAUUUUGAUCACAGAGAACGGGGACGAUAUCCAGAAGGUUCUUCUGUUCCCUCAUCUUCUUUUGAUAGGCGAGAACGUUUUGUAAACCAAGGUGAAGCAAAAAAGACUCGUCCAACAGCACGGAGGGAAGAGCCAGGGUUUGAGAGGUAUCCUAAGAACUUCAGUGACUCCAGAAGAAAUGAACCACCUCAACCAAGAAGUGAACUUCGAGAUACAGACAGACGAGAAGUGCGAGGAGACAGAGACGAAAGAAGAACAGUGAUAAUUCAUGACAGACCUGAAAUGCCACAUGGUCGACAUCCAAGAGAGACUGGUUCAAAUCCACCCAGGCAAGCAAGUUGGAAGAGCGAGGGAAGCAUAAGCACGGACAAACGGGAUGGCAGAGGCGAGAGGCCAGAGCGGUCGGGACGAGAAGUGUCUGGGCACGUGAGGGGAGCCCCGCCGGGCAGCCGCGGCAGCGCUGCCGCCUACGGCAGCAGGGACGCGGAGCGGGGUGUCAUGGGAGAGCGAGGCGGAGCACAACACUAUAAUGAGGACAGACAUGUUGUCGAACGCCAUAGCCGUGAAACUGGACCAAGAAAAGAAUGGCAUGGGCCUAGUUCUCAAGGAAGUGGGUAUCAUGAUACAAGGAGAAUGGGAGAUGGCCGUGGCGGGGGUGGCAUGAUGUCUUCACAUACAAGUAACUCCUCACCAAUUAAUAGAGUUGUACAGAUCACAGGCAAUUCCAUGCAGAGGGGAAGUGGCUCAGGAUUUAAGCCAUUUAAAAGUGGACCUCCACGAAGAUUCUAAGAUCUACAGCUGCUUGGUUUCAAGAUAACUUAUUGAAAUCUCUUGUAAAAUUUCUCUGAUUAAAAACAGGAAAUCUUGUCUGGAAAUCCUGGUUAAAUUUUUUUAAUUUAACAUGAUUACUUUCCUCUCAAUUUUGGAGGCAUUUUAAUAGUUACGUUGUAAUUUUGGAUAGUUUUUGUGUAUCUUUGAUAAGCAUUUUUCCCUGAGGCAACAGAGCUCUGUAAAAAACAAAUUGGAACCAAAAUAUUUGUUAAAACUGUAUAAAAGAAUAGUUUGCAGCUGCGUGCUAGUAGUUUGAUUUACCACCAUUAGCUCCGUGGUGUCAUGCUUUAAAGUUAGCUACUUACCACAACAUACACAACUAUAACCUCCAUUUGGAAGGUUGUCCAGGCUAUUAUCUCUGCUUUCUAAUUUGUAGAGAAAUAAGAUUGUUCUUUCAUUACUGGGUAUUAUGUAACCUAUUUUUGCAGAAGGUACUGUUACAUUGAGUGCAUUUAUGUGUAUUCUUGCAAAUGUAUUCUUUUGAAAUAAACCUUCAUAUUCUGUAGAGCUUCUACUAAGUCUUUGAAACAGUCUUUGGGGAAGGAAGACAAUUAAACAGAUCUGUUGUUAUAGCAAAUCAAAAACGUGGGUGCCAAUUCGCUUGCAACUAAAACUUCCUUAAUUGUCUCCUUCGCUGUUAUGGAAUAGAAGCGCAUUUGAUAGCCCAGGAAAGAUCAGUGCCAGAAAAUACAGAAA